GAGGCGGGGAGCGGCGCGCCCGCCUGCCUGCCUACGGAACGGGCGGAGGAGCGCGGCGAGCGGCGGGCCGGCCGAGCCAGGCGCGACGGAUGGAGGCGCGCGGGGAGCCGCCAGCGGACAGAAUGAGCCAGGGCGACGCCAACCCGGCCGCCGUCCCGCACGCCGCUGAGGACGUUCAGGGCGAUGACCGAUGGAUGUCGCAGCACAACCGAUUUAUUGUGGACUGCAAAGACAAGGAACCUGAUGUACUGUUUGUUGGAGACUCCAUGGUGCAGCUGCUACAGCAGUAUGAGGUAUGGCGGAAGCUCUUUUCACCCCUACAUGCAUUAAAUUUUGGGAUUGGAGGGGACACAACAGGGCAUGUUUUGUGGAGACUGAAGAAUGGUGAACUGGAAAAUAUUAAACCCAAGGUCAUUGUUGUUUGGGUUGGAACAAAUAACCAUGAAAACACAGCAGAGGAAGUAGCUGGGGGAAUAGAAGCCAUUGUGAGGCUGAUAAAUACGCGGCAGCCCCAGGCCAAGAUUAUUGUGCUGGGUUUGUUACCACGUGGCGAGAAGCCAAACCCGCUGCGGCAGAAGAACAGUGCCGUGAACCAGCUCUUGAAGGCCUCAUUGCCCAAACUCUCCAACGUUCAGUUGCUGGAUGUGGAUGUGGGCUUCGUGCAUUCGGAUGGCACCAUCUCCUGCCACGACAUGUUUGAUUUUCUGCAUUUAACUGGCGCUGGCUAUGCCAAGAUCUGUAAGCCCCUCCAUGAACUGAUCAUGCAGCUGCUGGAGGAGACCCCUGAAGAGAAGCAGGCAACUCUGGCCUGAGCAGCCAGUUCCAGCAGUGUUAAUGGCAUCCCAGCUCCAUCAGCGCAGUUCUUUACCCUGGCACUACAACAUCCCCCUUGCUCAAAGCACUUUCCAUUGUCGAAUGUUACUGGGUGUUGUGUUUAGCAUUGGAAGAGGGGAAGCUGAUGUAAUGGCACCUGGCUGAGCCGAAUAAGUCUCUUAUCAGCAGGGUGAAAUUGACCACAGAAGGAUUUUACUUUUCAGUUGAUUCUUGUUUACGGCAUGAACAUACUUGUCCCCUGUCCGUUCCUCCUGUUCUGUCACUGCCAGUCCCCCCCUUGGUGUUUUGCCAGGCGUAUUUCAGUAGCCCUUAAGACUCCCUCUAUCUCAGCUCACUAUUUACUCUCACAUUCCACUCUGUGAACCCACGGCAGCAGUUUCUUUAAAAGCUGGAAUGGCUCAGGCUUCCCAAGGUAGGUGUUUUGUUUCACGUGACACAGCUGCUUUCUGGCUUUGGCAGGAGCAGCCAUCAAACUAACCCCAAGAGACAGAUAUUUGUGACACUUUCAUUUGAGAAGUGUUCAGUGAGUGAAGCCCUCUAGAGCAGCCCUGAUCCCUUUGGUUUUCUCUGGCCUGUCGGAUGUCAUUUCCGUCUUGUGAGGGUGUCCAGUUGAGCAUCCCAGGGAAAGCUGUUCCUUUUCUAUGCUCUGGUAUGACGUUCCCAGCUUUUGAAGGCCCUCUGGCUUUGGCGCCCCAUUGAAUGAUGGCUACCCCCCUCCUUAUAAAACUGACAUUUCUUCUCGCUGUGAUGUCUUGUGCUUCAGGAUGCUGUGUGCAGAGCUGCUUGUCUUCAUUGUUUCACUUUUUUAAAAAAGAAAAAAAACUGGCAAAAAGCAAAUGACUGUUACUUUUCUUCUCAAGAUGAUAAUCCGUAGCCCUUUCCCUUCUUGCGGGCCUGAAAGAGCCGGCGGGCUUACGAGUCCCAAGGUGUCGAUUUCUUUGUUGUGUCCGCCUGUCUUGUACAAGCCUUUUAUUCAAGCCGGUGCGGCCUCCGACAGGAGCGGACCCAGUGCAGGGGCAUCCUUUCCCCCUCCUGGCCUGCCUCUGCCUCCGUUCCAGCAGAGAGCCUGUUGCGGAGAGCAGCCAGUCUCUUCGGUCCUGCUAGGACUGGAGCUUUUGAUCAGGAGGCCAGCAAGGGAGUAAAGCCUUAGUGAAUGUCUAGGUCAACAGGAGAGAAUUUCCCCGUAGAAGAGAACAUCUCUCAGAUCUCAGCGUUUGGAAGCCUUGUUCUUGAGGCGUCUUCUUGGAAGUCCAGCCGCUUCCUUGCUUGCUUCCUUUUAUUUUUACCUGAUCAAGCAGCUCAGCGGUAUCAGCUGUUGAAUCUUUGCCAGUCAGUCACAGCACAAGUGUGUGCCUUCUCCCCCUCUGCACCCCUAAAGAAGGUUUUGUGCUUGUGACUUCUAUGGCUGCUCUUGUUACAAAAAGGCUGCUUCUGCACACUAGAGGGUUCCAAGUGUGAGUGUAUUUUCUGAGCUUAAUAGCUUCCCAGUAGAGGCCUCCCUGUUGUUCAUCUGUCCAGUCUUUUGCAUCAGUAGAUUUCCUGCAGCUUAAGCAGGGGUAUCCACAAAGCCCCCCAUGCAUUGAAGCAAAUUCUGUGGAGCAUCUUGAUGUGGAGGGGCAGCGUUUGCUGAAGCCCCGGAGGGCAGGAUUCGUGGGGUUGCUGGCCAGCUGCAGAGGAGGCCUUGGACUCCUGCUGCUUAUCCAGUGAAUAACCCAGAUGGGAAAGGUGACACAUUACUGACCAAAUGUUUCCUAGGACUUCUGAGGUGUUCCCCCCUCAUCAGCUGACCACCUGCCUGUGGGCCAGACGUUACUGGGGGCCCAAAAAUCCUUCUGUGGCUAAGCAGCUUGGCUACUCAAGCCUUGAGAGAGAGAGCUAAGCGGCCCCCAGCGGUCCAGGUUCUUGGCACAGCAGUGGGCUCCAAACUGGCUGCCUGUCCUAAACCUGGUGGAGUUGCCCUGUGCCAUUUCCCCAGCAUGCUGCCCUCACUGUGAUGAGGCAGCAUCUCCCCCUUCUCCGGCCACUGAGCCAGGUGAGAUCUCUUGAGCUUUGGCUGGCCGCCAUCAGUGGCGACCAUCUGGAUUGCGCUCCUCAGGAUACUGGUAACCGAAAGGGUCCUGAUCCUGGGACGUGCUGAGUUCUAGCUGCAACCAGCCGCUCUUGAAUCCCCUCCCCUGCCAGCCUCUCUGCCAGACUUAUGUGGGUUGUUUCUUUAGUCUUGUCGCCGUGUCUGUUGUGAGCUGCAGCCCAGAAUCUUGUCUGUCCUGUGGUGUGUAGGAGCAUCGGCCAAUUUUAUGUUUACUGCAGCAAAGUGUGAAACAAACGCUAAAGAAUUAUGUUGUCUUGAUCUUGUAACACACAAUGUGGCUGUAAGGGGGGGGGGGGCUUGGAGAAACUUGUGCAGGCCAGCAGCCUGCUUGCUCCAGGAGGUGGGAAUGCCGUGGAACCCCCUGCCUUGCUUUGCUUUGCUUUGCUUUGCCUUGCCUUGCCUUGCCUUGCCGCUGGGCGGGAGCGCGCUUGCCCCCCUUCAGCGGUAGCUGACUGGACCCUUCACUCCCGCUCUACGAAAGCCAUGACCCUGCUUUGGCCAAAUGGCAUGGAGGACUGGUAGCCUGCCCUCUUUAGUGCAUCUUUCAAUAUAAAUGUGUGUUUCACCAGUG
Eublepharis macularius is the source of this 3494-nucleotide messenger RNA. RefSeq names its product platelet activating factor acetylhydrolase 1b catalytic subunit 2 (gene PAFAH1B2). The coding region runs from base 90 to 812 and encodes 240 amino acids. NCBI's taxonomy places the organism in Eukaryota, Metazoa, Chordata, Lepidosauria, Squamata, Eublepharidae. The transcript is spliced from 6 exons. The record is from RefSeq and is a predicted model, not a curated record.